AUGUCAUUCGACUCGAACGGCAGCCAGUCCUCACAGGGUCAGACGAUCCCGUUGAGCGACUUCCUGAGCACCCACGACGAUAACCACUUUGUCUGGGACGACGUGGACAGGGAAAUUUCUGAUGAGUGGCUAGACCCCGUUCAGGAAGCCAUGCUUGACCACACCAAGCACAAGGUGUUUUCUCACGGCGGUAGAGAAUAUCUCACACCUCCGAGCCCUUUCGUACAGCAGGGCCCAGAGCUUGGUGACUCCGGAUCGACCAUCGUCUACAAGGUUACACCUCCCGAAGGGUACGCCUACCGUCGGCCUCUCGCGCUCAAGGUGAUUGUCUGUAAGCAGAACUCGCGGCCACCGGGCCCGGACAGCGAAGCACGCAGCAACGCCCUGAAGGAGGUCAAGACCAUGUCUAGACUCAGGCAUCCGCACAUCGUGGCGUACGUGGCCUCGUUUGAGGCCUACUGCAUCCAGACCCGCGAGGUCAGGCGGAGGCCGCGUGCGGGCGCCCAUGCCGUGUUGCUCAGGGUCAACCAAAGGAUCAGGAAGCAUAUCCUCGGCAUCGCCAUGUACCCGCCCGCGCAGUGCAACCUGCGCACUUUCAUGGAGGAAGUCUUCCAGAGCCCCAAGGAGGCGGACUGGAUACUGCCCCAUCUCCACACCUACUUCGGCUGUCUGGCGCAGGCCGUAGCGUACCUCCACCGGAAGAGCGUGCAGGUCCGGCAUAAGGACAUCAAGCCCGAGAACAUCGUCAUCGACGACUUCGGCCUGCCGAUCCUCACUGACUUCGGUCUCUCCAAGCACUUCGAGACAGGCCAGUACUCGGAAGGCCCGACUCCGAAAACGGUCAAGUACGCCGACCCCGAAGCGAUGCACGAGGGCCGCCGGGACGAGCGCUCGGACAUCUUCUCCCUGGGCUGUGUCUUCCUUGAAAUGGCCACCGUCCUGCUCGGCAAGCCACCCCGGUUCGCCGAAGAGCAGCUCUCUGUCGGCGCUGCCGGCGACGGCCACUCCAUCUCUUCCUCGGGUACCUCCCCGGGACCAACAUCCUACGAGUUCAAGUAUUCGGAAUCGCUGUACAACCUCGACCGCUACCUCGCCACGCUCACCUUCGUCGCCCGGGAUCUCGCCGUUUCGGAACCCGCGCGUGAAGCCUCCGUCAAGGCCGUGCUCGCCGUCUUGCCGCACAUCCGUCUCAUGAUGGACGAGAGGCUGCAUUGCCGGCCGCCGGCAUACACGCUAUACCCCCUUUUCCGGCACCUAUACGAUGUCUACGACGUGCCUGGGCCGUGUCCCAACUGUGAGGAGGAACGCCGAACGGGGAGGGCGAUACCCAGC
Molecule: messenger RNA, 1332 nt
Organism: Parathielavia appendiculata
Lineage: Eukaryota; Fungi; Ascomycota; Sordariomycetes; Sordariales; Chaetomiaceae
Product: kinase-like protein
Exons: 1
Biological process (GO): protein phosphorylation
Cellular component (GO): nucleus; cytoplasm
Molecular function (GO): protein kinase activity; ATP binding
Source: RefSeq, a predicted model, not a curated record